AUGCCAGAGAUCAAUGAAGUUAAGUUUCCUUACCAGAAAAGGUGCAAUAAUAUGGUCUGCACCUGGAUAAUGCGUUCGCUUUCAUCCGAGAUUGCUCAGACUGUUCUCUGGGCGGGAACUGCAGAAAGAGUGUGGAAGACAUUGAAAUCGCGAUUUGGUGAGGCAGACAUAUUUCGCGUUUCGGACUUGCAUUCUGAGAUUCAUCAAAUUCGACAAGGGGAUCUCAACAUAGGAACAUACUUUGCUAAGUUGAAAGUCUUGUGGGAUGAACUUGAUAACCUAUCUGUCUUCUUGAGAGGACUCAAUGACAAUUAUGUAUCAGUCCAAUCGCAAAUUAUGAUGAUGAAGCCCUUGCCUUCUGUUGAUGAAGCCUUUUUGAUAGUCCAACAACAAGAAAGAAGGUUCAACAAUGGAAUGUUGAGCUCUCUCCCUCAAGUGGCAGAUAAUUUGAAUGCAGGGAGUGUGUUCUUGAGUCAAACUUCAGGGAACAAUUCUGGUUCCAAGAAGUUCUAUCCUAAUGGAAACAAGAAGCCCAUUUGCACCCACUGUGGAUUCACUGGGCAUACAGCUGAGAAGUGUUACAAAAAACACGGGCCCCGGGUGGAGGCCAAGAAACAGAAAUAUAGGGGCUGCAAAUCAGGUUCAAGUAAUAAAUCAGAAUCCACCAGAAGAACCUGUCUCACUAUCCCAGAGUGA
This is a messenger RNA of Ipomoea nil (Japanese morning glory), 696 nucleotides long. RefSeq lists its product as uncharacterized. The record is from RefSeq and is a predicted model, not a curated record. Lineage: Eukaryota; Viridiplantae; Streptophyta; Magnoliopsida; Solanales; Convolvulaceae. The transcript has 2 exons. The coding region runs from base 1 to 696 and encodes 231 amino acids.